CAUAAUAUUUUCCUGGUCGUUGAAACAUGUUGAUAUUAUAUUUGCACUAGAUUUUAUUAUUCAACCGAUAGCACAAUCAAGUCUGUAUUAUUGAAUCCUAUUAUUUUAAAAACUAUUUAACAGAGGAGUGUUUACAAUUUUGCACAUUCUGUCUGGAGACAUGAUGGGGACAAGAAGCUUUAUACGAGCAAUUGGUCUGUUCCUUUGUUUAACAAGUGCCGGCGCUGAUGUUAACUAUAACGCUGUGUUAAACGUACACGACUCGUGCGGAACAACUCACUCAACUGAUGUUAAACCAAAGGACUGUACAGAACUGCAUCACUUCCAGAAACAGUCGGGUAUCCACACAAUAUAUCCUGACCGCGCAAUGCCGACAGGGUUUAACGUGAGCUGCGAUAUGGACAUUGACGGCGGCGGGUGGACUGUGAUACAGCGCCGUGUCUCGGACACAGACUUCUACAAGACGUGGAGCGAGUAUCAAACGGGUUUUGGUGAUCUAGCUAACAACUUCUGGCUGGGAAACCAAAAGAUUUCUAUGAUCACUUCACAAGGCUGGUACGAACUUAGAAUUGACCUGAUGGCUACAAAUGGAAGCAUGCGCUACGCCAAUUACGAAGUAUUUUCAGUGGGUGAUGCACAAAGCGAGUACACUUUAUUUGUCGGCGGUUACUCUGGAAAUGCUAAUGAUGGCAUGGCUCACCACAAUGGAAUGAAGUUUUCUACAAAGGAUCGAGAUAACGAUAAUAAUACCGCUAAUUGUGCUGAGUUGUUCAAAGGUGCCUGGUGGUACAACACCUGUCAUGAUUCUAAUCUGAACGGAGAUUUUGGAAAUACGGAAUUUGGUCAAGGCAUUAACUGGGAACAUUGGCUCGGGAAUAAAGUUUCUCUUUUGAAAGCCGAUAUGAAAAUUAGGCGUCAAAUUUAAUAUUGACGCAGUUUAAACGCCACAAGAUUUCAAUAUUUUCCCAAUACAUUACACGCAGAAGAUAUAUAAAUUCUGAUUAAAUUUCCUCAAGAAAGCGAGGAAUCAAUGAGAAAUGUUUUGAUUUUUCUAUCAUGAGCAUACAUGUUAAACAAUUCAUCCUACUCCAGUGUCACAACUAAUACAACAUUUCCGAAAUAUAUCUGCAAAAGGCUUUCGAGUAGAUAUAGAUUUCAUCUCUUUUUUUGUUUUUCAUGUUUUUUUUGUUUUUGUGUUCUUUGUCUUUGGCGUUUACCCUGUGCCAUUAAACGGGGUUUAUUUUUUAAACCUUUGGCGACUGAGCUUGUUUCUGUAGUUUUUCAUAUCUAUUGUAACCUUUCAACUGUCUAUUUUAUAUUUUCAUCAUAACGAACAACUGACAUUAUGAACGGUUCUCUGUAUUAUAUCUGAAUGAUUUACAUCGAUUUGAACAUUAUAAUAUCUAAGCUGUCUAAAAGAAUGUAAACACAAAAUAACCAUUUUGCCAUGACGUUACUCCGAACGCUACUCCUAUUUCGAUACGGAACAUGGUCAAGGCAUAAACUUGGAAUAUUGACUAUGGAUUUUUAUCUCUCUUGUAAGGGCUGAUGUUAAAAUAAGGUGUACAAUUUAAUAUCGACGCAUCUUAAACGCACACGGUUGCAAAGCUAUUUCCCAAAGCAUUACACACAGAAGACAAGGUAUUAAUUUAACAAGUGUUUUUGUUUCGUUGUAAGACAAGACCUUAAAGGAAUUCGUUCAAAAAAAAAAAAAAUUUAAAUUUUGUUAAAACAAUCGCUUUGCAGCAAAAUAGAGCGUUUUGUGCAACAUUUUUCAAUAUACACGUAAUGCCAACAAAAAACUUUUGAUUUUUUUUUUGUUACAAGCAUAUUUUUUCAAAUAUCACACGAAAUAAUUGUUUUCCAUGCCUGAAUUGAUAACACGUGAACGAUUUCAUUUUAAAGACAACACUCUGGAUUACAAUGACCAAUCAGUAAGAGAACUACAAAUGCAUGCUUUAGAUCGUAUGUUGUGUUUUGUUCAUUGUUCUUUGUAUUUACUGUAAGAAUAAAAUAAGCAUAUAAUCUUA
Messenger RNA from Mya arenaria, 2030 nucleotides. Its product is annotated as ficolin-2-like. Bases 161 to 925 code for a protein of 254 amino acids. The transcript has a single exon. NCBI's taxonomy places the organism in Eukaryota, Metazoa, Mollusca, Bivalvia, Myida, Myidae. The record is from RefSeq and is a predicted model, not a curated record.